AUGUCGACGCACAACAUCGUCGUCCUCGGCGGCUCCUUCGCAGGCCUUGGCAUCUCCCACAACCUCCUCCGCCAUGUCAUUCCCCAGCUCCCGGAUUCGUCCAACUACAAGCUCAUCCUUGUCAACCCCUCUGAUCACUUCUACUUCAAGCCCGCUUCUCCGCGGAUGACUUCACGAGAGGAUCUAAUCCCGUUCGAUAAGAUCAUGGUCCCUAUCAGCAAGGGCUUCUCCGGCUACAAGCAGUUUGAGCUUGUCCAGGCCUACGCACGUGCCAUCAGCCCAGAAACCCGGGAGAUCACCAUCGAGCACGUCAAGGCCGAGAAGGGUUCCACCAAGAUCCACUACGAUACCUUGAUCAUCGCUACCGGCGCCUCGUCCAAGUCUCCGCUUUGGAGCCCUGCUGUGCCCAAAGAGGAAACUCAGGCCGCCCUCGCCGAGUUCCGAGACAAGCUCAAGACCGCCCAGAGGAUCGUCAUUGCCGGCGGUGGCGCCGUCGGCGUCGAGACAGCCGGAGAACUCGGCUUCGACCACGGGAAGAAGAAGGACAUCCUCCUCUACUCGGGCUCGACCGGUCUCCUCUCCCGCGUCCGGUCCGACGUCGGCCAGCGGGCCGAGAAGUACCUGAACGACAUGGGCGUCACCGUCGUCCACAACAUCAAGAUCGUCUCCAGUGGCACCGGCCCAGACGGAAAGGAGGCUCUGCACCUCAGCGACGGCUCUCAGACCACCGCAGACCUCUUCAUCGACGCCCGUGGCUCCAAGUUUAACAACGACUUCCUGCCCAACUCGUGGUUGAAUGAGCGCGGCGCCGUCGCUGUCGACGACACACAGAGAGUCACAGCUGCCGGCCCCGGCGCGCGUGUCUACGCUGUUGGCGACAUCGCCUCGUAUUCCUCGGGUGGCAUCAUGGACAUUCAGUUCUCCAUCCCACCGCUCACCGCCGUCAUCGAGUAUGAUCUGACCAACGGAAAGUCCAAGGCACAGCCUACGUACACCGGCCAGACAGCCCAGAGUAUGAUUGUGCCUGUCGGGAGGAAGAAGUCGGUCGGUGUCCUCUUCAACUACUGGCUGCCUAGCUACCUCGGUUACAUGUUCAAGGGCAAGACUUUCUUUGCGGACCAGGGAGUUGGUACCGUCAUGGGAGAGAAGUGGACAAAGAAGAAGACUUACUAG
Lasiodiplodia theobromae is the source of this 1173-nucleotide messenger RNA. RefSeq names its product Apoptosis-inducing factor 1. Lineage: Eukaryota; Fungi; Ascomycota; Dothideomycetes; Botryosphaeriales; Botryosphaeriaceae. Gene Ontology annotation, cellular component: cytoplasm. The transcript has a single exon. Gene Ontology annotation, molecular function: electron-transferring-flavoprotein dehydrogenase activity; flavin adenine dinucleotide binding. The record is from RefSeq and is a predicted model, not a curated record. The coding region runs from base 1 to 1173 and encodes 390 amino acids.